GUCCAAACAAAAUCUAAAAACCUUGCACUGAGCGGUAACCACAGAGGAGUCACUGGCUGAUUGCAACACUACAGUAAUUUCCUGCUUUCGCUUUUGGAGAUGUGUCAGCUCCAGCCCCACACAGCUUAACCUCAGCCUCCCUGCGUGUUCCAGUGCUUCAGGCUCUGCUCCAAGAACCUGGUACAAGGAUGACGUGAGGGACUUGGAAGCAUCCUGGAUUUGGUAUCCAUGAAGAAUGACUGUGUGGUGAUUUAUAUCAAAUCCCCUUGGGGGGUUUGUUACAGCCAGUAACUCUGUGAAGCUGGCUCUCUUAUUGGCAGCAAAUUAAAAAAUGGUGCCUAAAAGGAGAAAACAAACAGGAGUCCAAACAAAAUCUAAAAAACCUUGCACUGAGCGGUAACCACAGAGGAGUCACUGGCUGAUUGCAACACUACAGUAAUUUCCUGCUUUCGCUUUUGGAGAUGUGUCAGCUCCAGCCCCACACAGCUUAACCUCAGCCUCCCUGCGUGUUCCAGUGCUUCAGGCUCUGCUCCAAGAACCUGGUACAAGGAUGACGUGAGGGACUUGGAAGCAUCCUGGAUUUGGUAUCCAUGAAGAAUGACUGUGUGGUGAUUUAUAUCAAAUCCCCUUGGGGGGUUUGUUACAGCCAGUAACUCUGUGAAGCUGGCUCUCUUAUUGGCAGCAAAUUAAAAAAUGGUGCCUAAAAGGAGAAAACAAACAGGAGUCCAAACAAAAUCUAAAAAACCUUGCACUGAGCGGUAACCACAGAGGAGUCACUGGCUGAUUGCAACACUACAGUAAUUUCCUGCUUUCGCUUUUGGAGAUGUGUCAGCUCCAGCCCCACACAGCUUAACCUCAGCCUCCCUGCGUGUUCCAGUGCUUCAGGCUCUGCUCCAAGAACCUGGUGAGUCUUGGUAUCCCCUCUUCUGGAGGAGACUGGGUGCUGGGUUCAGCUACUCCUGGAUAUUUUUUGUUGUUGUUGUCUCUUUGGGGCCGCACCCGCGGCAUAGGGAAGUUCCCAGGCUAGGGGUUGAAUCUGAACCGCAACUACCAGCCUUAUGCCAUAGCCACAGCUACACUGGAUCCUAAACCCACUGAGGAAGGCCAGGGAUUGAAUCCAUGUCGUCACGGACACCAGUUGGAGUUGCUGCUGCUGAGCCACAGUGGAACUCCUUGGCUCUUCCUAAAGAGACCUCUGCCAUCCCAGGGUGCAGCUGGGUCAGCCUGGCUCAGCCUGAGGGUGGAAAGACCCAUUUUGCACAGGAAAGCAGGAGCUGGCAGGUGUAAGGGUUUGUGUGAGAAGAGGUGGGGGUGGGGAGAUUACAUCCGUGUCCAGAGGCUCUAAGACUAGUGUUUAGGUUUGUGUUCAGACAACAGGAAAAAUUGCCCUUAUAUAAGGUGUAUGACCUGGGGACCACUGACUUCAGGCUCCUGUCUACUAUCUGGCGCACUGUGUCUGCAGGUACAAGGAUGACGUGAGGGACUUGGAAGCAUCCUGGAUUUGGUAUCCAUGAAGAAUGACUGUGUGGUGAUUUAUAUCAAAUCCCCUUGGGGGGUUUGUUACAGCCAGUAACUCUGUGAAGCUGGCUCUCUUAUUGGCAGCAAAUUAAAAAAUGGUGCCUAAAAGGAGAAAACAAACAGGAGUCCAAACAAAAUCUAAAAAACCUUGCACUGAGCGGUAACCACAGAGGAGUCACUGGCUGAUUGCAACACUACAGUAAUUUCCUGCUUUCGCUUUUGGAGAUGUGUCAGCUCCAGCCCCACACAGCUUAACCUCAGCCUCCCUGCGUGUUCCAGUGCUUCAGGCUCUGCUCCAAGAACCUGGUACAAGGAUGACGUGAGGGACUUGGAAGCAUCCUGGAUUUGGUAUCCAUGAAGAAUGACUGUGUGGUGAUUUAUAUCAAAUCCCCUUGGGGGGUUUGUUACAGCCAGUAACUCUGUGAAGCUGGCUCUCUUAUUGGCAGCAAAUUAAAAAAUGAAGCUGCUCCUUUUCCACUCAUCCUAACAGUGCACGAGAUUGGUCAGAAGCAUUUGAAAAAGAGGCAAACGGGGGUGCUGAGCAGUACAUGACGUGUUCAAAGGCACAGGGCGGAGCCUCCUCAACUAUUUUUGUGAUGCUGGGUCAGCGUGUUCGCCAGUUUGGUGAGAAACUGGUCCGAAGGCGGCCACUGGAGCCGAGGAACGAGUCUGAGAUUCCCACACCUCAUCUAAACACCUUCGACCUAGUGGUCUUUGGUGUGAACAGAACCCUGAGGGCUGGUGUGUACAUCCUAGCUGGUGCCGUGGCUGUGUAUGUAGCUGGACCUGCGAUCAUUAUCUCCUUCUUGGUGGCUGGCUUAUUUGCCCUGUUGUCUGGAUUCUACUUUGCUGAGUUUGGGGCCCGGGUACCCUGCUGUGGUUCUGUGUAUCUCUACAGCUAUGUGACAAUGGGACAACUGUAUGCCUUCAUCACUGGCUGGAACAUCAUACUGCAUUUCGUUCUUGCCACUGCCUACUUGACCAGGGCCUGGAGCUACACCUUUGACAGCCUGAUCGGGAACCACAUCUCACAAAAGUUAGAGGGAACGUUCUCUGAGCAUAUGCCCUCGUUCCUGGCCCCAUACCCAGACUUUGUUGCGCUGGCCCUGGUGCUGCUGAUGGCUGGGCUACUGAUUCUGGGCGUUCAUGUGACAGCUCGGGUUACCAAAGUGUCCACAGGUAUCAAUGCUUUGGUUCUCAGCUUCAUCAUCAUCUCUGGCUUCAUUAAGGGAGACCUGCACAACUGGCAGCUCACAGAACAGGACUACAAACUGGCCGCAUCUGACAGCUAUAGCCUGGGCCCUCUGGGUUCUGGAGGGUUUGUGCCCUUUGGCUUUGAAGGGAUUCUCCAGGGAGCAGCUGUGCCUUUCUACUCAUUCUUUGGUCUCAAUGCCAUUGUCACUACAGGGAAAGAAACCCCCAACCCUCAGCGUUCCAUCCCUUGGAGCAUAGGGAUCUUCAUCUCCAUCUGCUUUUUGGUCUACUCUGGUGUCUCAGCAGCUCUCACCCUCAUGGUGCCCUACUACCAGAUUCAUCCUUACAACCCCUUGCCGCAGUCGUUUCACCAUGUUGGCUGGGCUCCUGCCGGAUACUUUGUGGCUGUUGUCAUCCUGUGUGCUCUUUUUUACAGCCUCCUGGUUGUCAUGUUGACCAUGUCUCGGUUGAUUUGUGCAAUGGCAGAGGAUGGGCUCCUUUUCCGGGGACUUGGCAAAAUCUAUGCCCGAAGAGGCACCCCCAUCGUGGCCAUCCUGGUUUCUGCAACUCUUUCAGGGAUCAUGGCAGUACUUUUCGAGAUCCAUCAUCUUGUUGAACUCCUGUCAGUUGGGGUCUUGCUUGCUUACUUCCUAGUGGCUUUUUCUGUCCUGGUCCUCAGGUACCAGCCAGACCAGAGCUUCAGCAAGGAGAAAGUAGAGGAGGAAAUUGAGAUGGAGCCUAUAGUUGAAGGAAAUCCUUCCCCAUCUGUACCUGAAGCAGGAACCUCAAACCCUCUAAAGAGUCUGUGUAACCCUAUCAGCACCACCCCCACUCUGAAAUCUGGCCAGAUUGUCUAUGGAUGUGCCUUCCUGCUGGUUCUCCUGCUGACCAUCCUGAGCCUGCUUCUGGCCCUGUGGCCCAGCCACGUGUUCUCUGGAGACCCCGGGUUCACAGCAGGGGCUGUGCUGCUGCUGCUGCUCAUUGUGGGGAUCACUGCCAUCAUUUGGAGGCAGCCCCAGAACCCCUCUCCUCUUCACUUUAGGGUACUUUCUUUGCCUGUCUUCCCACUGAUCAGCAUCUUUGUGAACAUUUACUUGAUAAUACAGAUGACUACUGGGACUUGGGCCCAAUUUGGCAUCUGGAAUGCUGUUGGAUUUGCCAUAUACUUUGGAUAUGGGAUCCGACACAGCUUGGAGGAGAAGAGUGAUCAAAACCCACCAGCUUCCAACUUCCAUACUUUUGAUGAACACACCUCUAGUGCUAAAUACUGUUAACUUCAGCAAAUAGAUGCUGUGUGGUCCUCUCCAAAAGGGGAAAUGUCUUCUGAUUCAAGGGACUUUUUGAGCCUCUAUGGAGUGUGACGUUGGGAUGCAUGUAGAGCCUUCUAUUUAUUGCCACUGGACAGGAUGACUUUUAUGUAUAAUUUAAAGUAAACUUUUAAAAGUAUAACAUGCAUACAGAAACGUGUAUGCUUCAUAAGUGUGUGCUCGCAAGAUGACUUUUCACAAUUAAGUACAACAAUGUAACCAACAACAGAGGAAGAAAUGAACUGUUACCUUGCACAUAAGAAGCAUUUCUUGGAGUCCCCGUCGUGGCUCAGCCAAAAUGACUCUGACUAGUAUCCAUGAGGACGCAGGUUCGAUCCCUGGUCUCACUCACUGGGUUAAGGAUUGGCUUUGGCUGUGGUGUAGGCUGGCAGCUGCGGCUCUGAUUCAACCUACAGUGUGGGAACUUCCACAUGCCAUGGGUGAGGCGCUAAAAAGCAA
Messenger RNA from Phacochoerus africanus (Common warthog), 4478 nucleotides. Its product is annotated as cationic amino acid transporter 3-like. The record is from RefSeq and is a predicted model, not a curated record. Gene Ontology annotation, biological process: amino acid transport; transmembrane transport. Bases 2067 to 3986 code for a protein of 639 amino acids. Lineage: Eukaryota; Metazoa; Chordata; Mammalia; Artiodactyla; Suidae. The transcript is spliced from 23 exons. Gene Ontology annotation, cellular component: plasma membrane. Gene Ontology annotation, molecular function: amino acid transmembrane transporter activity.